AAACAAACCAUUCCGAGUUUGACGUCUUCUGCGGAGAGUGGUGUUGUCAGCGAACGAACGCAAUUUUGCACGGUUCCCCUCUUCUUUUGUUAUCAAUAAAUACAGAGUGCUGUUUCCGUGAAAUAGUUGGCAAAGAGACACCCGUUGCACCGUUGCUGAGCAAGGGCUGGUGCAGGUAUAUUGCGCUUACAAUGCACCGUACCGGACUGGUUGCGCGAACGAGCUGAAAAGAGAGUGGUGGUGUGGGGGUGCGCAUCGCAAAACCAGUGCAACGCAAUAUAUCAACACAGGCCAGGCGGCCACAGGACGACAACACGACGGAAAAAGUGAAUGCACCGCAUGUGGUGCUGGUGCAGGGAAUUAAGGAGAGCAACAGAUUUAUCGUCGAAACAGGUAGCCAUUAUGGGUGGCGGUGGUGGGUGGUCGAUUCGCGACUGGAUUUGCUGUGCGGUGUGUCUGCUGACGGUCGUGUCCAUUCCACGGGCCGACUGUGGCCUUGACGAGGAACCGACGAAGGACGACCGACGGCGGUUAACGGCGGAAGCGUCCGAGCUGUCCGGCAUCGAGAACUGUCCCCGCAUGCUGCACUACGUGUUCGAAGGCUACGCACCAAUCGGCAACAAAGAUGCCGGCAACUUUACGGAAAACGCAAAGGCAACUACGCUGGAGGAGUGUGUGCGCGACUGCUGCCUGAAGGGGGCGAGCUGCCACACCGCGUUCAUGUUCAACCACACGUGCUACCACGUGAAGUGCAUCAGCAACGAUUUGUGCCUUCCGGCGAAGAAGGAAACGUCCUCCGCGCUGCGCAUGGUGCUGGUGAACCCGCUCGAGGACGGGCUGGCGGGCGAAGCGAGCAGCUGGUGGGAGGUGCUGAAGAAGGUGCAGGAAAAGCGGCUGCUAGCGAGUGGCGGGCCGGCCGCGGUAGCCGCGGCACCGGCCGUACGGCUGCCGGAAGACACGGACGGGGAGGACAAUCUGUUCGGCAAGCUGGCGGAAAUGUACAACCUGGCGAACGGCGGUGUCGCUAGGGCGCGCGGUGACGAGAAGUACGGACUGCCCGCGGUGGAGGACAUGUACCGCGGGCCGUACAAAUCGCUCGACUACGGUGCGCCGGGGGCCGGGUUUGAGAAGUACGCCAGCAACUACAUCCGCGACCAGUACGACGAGGAGGCGGAGGAGAGCAAGUACUACACCGAGACGAAGGCGCUCGGUUCGAUGCGCCCGUGCGAUGUGGCGCGCGAAGAUUCCUGCCUGCGGAACGAGGUGUGCGUGCGGGUGGUGCCGAACCUGCGGCACGGUAUCUGUACCUGCCCGGAAGGGUUCGAGCGCAACGAGAAGGAGGUGUGCCUGUCGAAGGACCAGCUGGCGGAGCAGCACCAGCAGCAAAUUGUUCCCCAGAUGCUAUCCGCACAGAAGCUAACGAUGGGCAAUGGCGAUACGGAUGGCGAUCUGCCGCCGUCACCGGUGCGUUCGAGCACGACGAAAGAGCUGACCGUUUCCGUCGCCUCGAAGGACGUGCGGCUGCCGACGAACGAGGCAACGCUGUCGGCGUACGUCAUACCGGACGAGAAGACGAGCGGGGACAGGUACAACUACCUGUGGACGCUGGUGUCGCAGCCGAAGGGGGACAGCAACAGCACGAUAGCGGACCAGACGAAAUCGAUCGCCAAGCUGUCCGGGCUGGCGGAGGGGCUGUACCAGUUCAAGGUGACGGUGAGCGGCCAGAACGGCUCGUACGGCGAAGCGUUCUUGAACAUUACCGUGCUGCCGGAGCAGAAGAUUAACAAACCACCGCACGCGGUCAUCACGCCCGCCAAUCAGCCCGUCCGGCUGCCCAACCACGAGGCGAUCCUGGACGGCAGUGCGUCCAGCGACGACGCCAAGAUCGUGCGCUGGCAGUGGGUGCUGGCACAGGGCCCGCUCGGCUAUCAGCCCGAGCUGCCCGAGGUGAGCACGCUCCAGCUGAAGGAUCUUACCAUUGCCGGCAACUACACGUUCAACCUGACGGUGGUGGACGAGCAGGGGCUGAGCAACAGCACCACGGCCAUCAUCCAGGUGCUGAAGGAGAUCGACUACCCGCCGGAAGCGAACGCGGGCAAGAACGAGAUCCUCUACCUGCCGAACAACAACGUCACGCUGAACGGGUCGCUGAGCAAGGACGAUAAUGGGAUCGUGGCGUGGGAGUGGACCAAGGUUAGCACGAACCAGUCGAAAGCGGUCGAUAUGCAAAACACGCGUACACCGUUUCUGCAGCUCUCCAACCUGGAGGAGGGUGUGUACGCGUUCGAGCUGAAGGUGACGGAUGCGAAGAACCAAAGCUCCACCUCGAUGGUGCACGUGUUUGUUAAGCCGCCCACCAACCGACCGCCGGUGGCGAAGGCGUGCACGAACGGAACGACGAUCUAUCUGCCCCAGACCUGGGCGGUGCUGAAUGGGAGCGAGUCUAGUGAUGAUAUUAAAAUUGUCGCCUAUAGUUGGCAGCAAAUUUCCGGCCCCAACACGGCGCUGAUUGAGAGUGCAAACGCGUCGAUAGCGAAUGCCACCGCGAUGACGAUAGGGGACUACGUGUUUGGGCUGACCGUGUCGGACGAGGCGAACAACAAUGCGAGCGAUCGGGUGCGCAUUACCGUGGUGCAGGAGAAGAACACACCCCCGGUGGCGAAUGCUGGGGGCGAUCAAACGGUUACACUGCCCACCAAUGUGCUGGUGCUGAACGGAAGCCAGUCGCGCGAUGAUCUGGGCAUUGUGCGGUACAGUUGGACGCGCGAACCGAGCAGUUUGGCACUGGGGACCAUCAUCGAUGGCAGUGAUAGCAAGCCGGCUUUGAUGUUAACAAACAUCGUUACCGGGCGGUACGUGUUUAAGCUGACCGUGUACGACGGGCAAGGACUGUCCGCCUCCGACACCGUGAGCAUCAUCGUUCGGCCCGAUCCGCUGCUGAUGAGCUUGGUAGAGGUAACGAUUACAACCGAAGCGACCGUGCUGACGGCGGCCGAGCUGGAUUCGAUCGAGCAAAAGCUUACCCUGCUGAUCGGUGACAAUAUGGCGAAAUUGCACGUGCGCGAGCUUAAGGUGGAGCCCCGAACGGGACAGGUGGUGAUUGUGUUUUACGUGGAGAAACAAUACGGCCUUGAGGAUAAAGACAAACCGCAGCUAAUGCCGGCGCUCGAGGUGGAGCGAAUAUUGAAGGAAAAGUUUUGGCGCGACUACACCAUACUGGGCACGUCGGUGGUCGGCAUACGGACCACCGUCUGCCAGAACGAUUGCUCCGGCCACGGUGUGUGCAAUGCGGAGACGCGAGAAUGCAUCUGCCAAAGCUUCUGGAUGCCGGACAUUUUCUACUUCUGGGGUAUUGCCGAGGCCAACUGUGAUUGGUCCAUACUGUACGUGAUUGUUGGUGUGCUGAUUGUGUUUUUCGUCCUGUCCGGCAUCUGCUGGGGUAUUACGUGCCUUUGCCGACGGUCGGCGAAACCGCGCGCGCGACCAAAGCCCCAAAAGUAUUCACUUUUGCAAACGCACGACGAGGAAUUGCCUUCAUUUAAUCGCGCGGGAACCACUAUUUCCGACAGCGAAACCGACUCGGACGUGCUGUUCGAGAGCCGCUCGCGACAGAACGGACUCUUGCCGGGACGGUCCGGCAACGGUGGGCUACCGAACGGCGAGCUACGAAACGGAGCCGGCGGUCACCCGAAGUACGGUGUAACGCGUCUAGGACGACGCAUCAAAGCUUAAACAGUAAGAUAGGCGACAAAAAAAAAAGAAACGAUAACAACUGUACCAGUGCCACCCCAGUGCUGGGGGAGGGGGAAGCAAAAGGGGAAGGGUGUGCAACCUUAACAACCGCGAGAGGAGGCGGAGCGUUAUAUGCAACUAGUCGGAAGAAAUUUCUUUACCAAAUACGUUCCUAAUGUGCUUGUAGAGAUUUUUUGAUGUACACGUGUAACGAUAUGAUUGAUUUAAUGCGCUUUGAGCAAAGAAAACACACAUCACAACGUUCUUUCCAUUCCAUUUCUUUAAACUAAUCGUUUAGAUACGCACUUUCUUCUUUUGCAUUCCUUUAUAAAACAUCUUGAUAUACUUUCCCUAACAAAAGAAAAUACCCCAAAAGCGCACUGAAGUUAUUAUGAAGAAGUAAGUUAUUAUUGUAACAACCAAUGUGAUUCAAAAGCCAUCGAAGUAAUGAACAGAAAUUGCUUGCUAAAAUUAGGCAAACCGUGCAAAAGAACGAUCGAACACUAAUGAGGCGAAAAACGGAGGAAGCCCGUUCCUUAUCGGUGGUGUAAAGUUUGCAUUUACGUACUAUUCGAUUCGAACAAGGUGCAUUUGACAUUAGUUCUACCAGUAGCCAUGGUAACCCCCGGGGGUGUCACGCCUGCCGGCACGUUGGAAGGUUUUGCUUAUGAGUGUUGUGUAAUGUUUUCGUUUAGAUGUUACCCUCCCAGCAUAAAAAUAUUCCGUACUACAUUCUACCAAUUAGCGAAAAAAGACGAACAAACAAAAAAACGCACAUAUUGUACGGCGAGAAAGGAGGAGAUAUAGAAAAGUAUUAAACAAGUAAGAAAUAACCACGCGUGUACCACCCGUACUGAAUCGGGGCUGUGAGCAAGGUGCGCAAAAUACGGUAAAAACAGAAGAGAAAUGAUCAAUGAUGAUGAUGAUGGCGACUGGGUGACUGGGUUGACUGGGGGAUGCUUUAAAAGCUUUAUGAGCAUUUGAGCAAGUAUCACUGAGCAGGCGGGGCAGAUCAGAGCAUCAGAGUAGGGCUCUUGCAAAGGGUAGGCGGCAGUAUUAAUGUUGCACUCGCCCGCAAGGGCACCCGAAGAACCAGGGCAUAAUGUACUUAUGAGCGCCACCGGAUUUCGUCUUUUCUGUCUGUGUAUGUGUGUGUCAUCUCGACGGAGAGUGUGGUGCGAUAGAGUGGAAAAUAUAUUCAGAAUACAAAGCGAAA
Molecule: messenger RNA, 4948 nt
Organism: Anopheles coluzzii
Lineage: Eukaryota; Metazoa; Arthropoda; Insecta; Diptera; Culicidae
Product: dyslexia-associated protein KIAA0319-like protein
Exons: 7
Coding region: 331-3732 (1133 amino acids)
Cellular component (GO): plasma membrane; cytoplasmic vesicle
Source: RefSeq, a predicted model, not a curated record